Penaeus vannamei (Pacific white shrimp) is the source of this 1885-nucleotide messenger RNA. The record is from RefSeq and is a predicted model, not a curated record. NCBI's taxonomy places the organism in Eukaryota, Metazoa, Arthropoda, Malacostraca, Decapoda, Penaeidae.
UGCCACGAAUCUGGAAGCAAGUUCAUCCCUAUUAGAAGAAGAGGACUUUUCUUUAGCGAUUCUGUGUUUCAAGACACCAGGGAUGACUUCCACAGGGCAAUAAAGGAGGUGCUAAGGAGCUGGGGAGAGGAAUCGUCCAUGUUCGAUGCUCUCACAAGCUACAGAAAUCUUCGUUCUCGAGAUCUUAGAGAGGAGAACCAGGCUGUCACGUCACUGGAGGACGAAUCUUACCAUAAGUUUGUGCUCGAUGUUCAUGAUUUUAUGAACGGCGGAGAGAUCAGCGUGAAGGCAGUGAACGAUCGAGAGCUGGUGGUCGAAGGUCACUUGGAGAAGAAGGAAGACGGUUCCAAGUCCAGCAAGCGGUUCCUUCGGCGCUUCGUUGUUCCUGGAGACAUUCAGUUGGAGGCCGUCACUUCGGUCAUGUCUUCUGACGGUGUCCUGACAAUUUCGGCUCCCAAAAGAAAGCCAACGAUUGCAAUCCAAGAAGUCAAAGUACCAGUGACCAUCGAGGAAAAAGGAAGCAAGAGCCACACAGAGAUCGAAGACGAAAUCAUGAGCUCGGAAGGAGGUAGCCAUGAGGCUUCAUCAGCAUUCAAUAUCAGCACUGAAGGGAAAACAAAACGUGAAGCUCAUAAUGUAAAGGAAACUUCCGCUAAGGCAUCGUCUCGGUUCUCCUCCGUCGAUACUGCUUCGUUUACGUCAAAUGAAAGUCAAACACGCAGGCACGUCAUUCCGGUUCACUACGAAGUUGGUAAUGAAAGCGACAGCCUCGAGCAACUUGAUCAGCAGCGUCAAGUUACUGUGAGGGACAGUCGAGUCUCCGAUGAUGCUGGAAAAUCGGAGUGUGAGGCGAAAGUGUCUUCUGAUUCCCUUAAGAGUAAACGCAAAUGCGCUUCAGGAAGUUCAUACUUGCCCAUAAUCAGGAAAGGUCUGUUUUCCGAAGACCAUUUCUUCGAGAAUGUACGUCAGAACUACAGUGAGGCUGUGAAGGAAGUGCUGGAAAGUGCGAAUGAAUGGUCCUGUGAAAGGGACGCCAUGCAGGUCUACCGAAAUUUGCGUCAACGCAAUCUGCAAGUAGAAAACCAAGCAUUCUCUGUGACUGAGGAUGAACACACUCACAAGGUUGUAAUGGACGUGCAUGACUUUACCAGCGGAGAUGUGACAGUGUCGCUGGUGGGAGGAAGUGAGCUUGUGAUCGAAGGGCAAGCAGAGAAGCAGGAAGGCAGUUGUUCGGCGAGGAAGAGCUUCUGUCGCCGCUUUUUGUUGCCUGAACUGGUUGAGCGAGACGCCAUUAGCUCGGCGCUGUCCUCCGACGGCAUUCUCAGCGUGAUCUCGUCCAAGAGAGGGAAGUCGGACGCGAAGGCAAGCAGCAAAGGCUUUUCGAGCGAGACGAAGACCCGGCUGGAGAACAAGACAGACAGCGGCCACAGCUGGGAGGAGAAAGACGUGGCGGAGUCUUUGAAAGAGUCCGACGGCCACAGCGUCCGCACCUUCGCCUCCAGCUCCCGCGCUCACCACCACCAUUCCUACACAAACCAUUUCUAAAGUCACAGCUUUCCAGAUCUCUACUUCUGUAGUUUAGCUAAGUGUAGAUAAGAUUUAUUUUUGUUGACUGUUCAAGGCCAAAUUCGAUAUGUGAUAUGUGUGGUUUGUGUGAGAAUGAUGUGGUCUUUUGCAGUCGACGAGUGGCAAGAGUUGAUUAGAUGCCAGGGGCAAGGAGCAAAAGAGAAAGACGAUAGAAUUACCAACAUUCCUUAAAUGUGAAUUCAUUUAUCAUUUCCUUCAGAGGAUCUGCAAAACAUAUUUUAUUAGUAAUGUUUAAGACUAAUGGGAUGAGAAAGAUCGAUUUUCACAAUGAUUUCUAAUAAAUAUAUAGAGACUAAAA